Phoenix dactylifera (date palm) is the source of this 459-nucleotide messenger RNA. RefSeq lists its product as uncharacterized. The record is from RefSeq and is a predicted model, not a curated record. Lineage: Eukaryota; Viridiplantae; Streptophyta; Magnoliopsida; Arecales; Arecaceae. Gene Ontology annotation, molecular function: RNA-DNA hybrid ribonuclease activity; nucleic acid binding.
AUGACUGUAUUCAUCUCCUGGGUGCCUCCAUCUCAAGGCUUUCUCAACGUGAACUUCGAUGACAGUGUGAGCAAGGGCGGAAGUUGCAGAGGUGUGGGAUUUAUCAUCAGAGACCACACUGCUACACUAGUGGCGGUGGGGGAUCGGAGGAUUUUUGACACAUUCGUUGUGUGCGCCGUGCUCAGAGCGGCCUGGGAGGGGUUAUCUUAUGCCAGGCAGGCAUUGGGGGCGGAUCACAUACUACUUGAGAGGGACUCGGCUUCGGUGAUCGCAUGGGUCCGGGGACAGGGUCACGCCAUUGAGGAGAGGCCGAUGCUCAGGGACAUUUGUAGACUUCUGGGGGAGUGCAGAUCGAACCAGGCUACGCAUGUAUACAAGAAGGCGAACCGUGCCGACGACUGGAUUGCCUUUUUAUGUUUCACUAUGCGGGAGGAUUCAUCUGUUGAAAACUACAGCUAG